Canis lupus familiaris (dog) is the source of this 3297-nucleotide messenger RNA. RefSeq names its product collagen beta(1-O)galactosyltransferase 1 (gene COLGALT1). The transcript is spliced from 12 exons. NCBI's taxonomy places the organism in Eukaryota, Metazoa, Chordata, Mammalia, Carnivora, Canidae. The record is from RefSeq and is a predicted model, not a curated record. Bases 16 to 1887 code for a protein of 623 amino acids. Gene Ontology annotation, molecular function: procollagen galactosyltransferase activity.
GCGACGCGUGGCGCGAUGGCGGCGGCCCCACGCGCGUGCCGGCGGCGCUGGCGGCCACGCCCGGUGCUGCUGCUGCUGCUUCUGCUGGCGCUGCCGCCCCCGGGGGGCCCGCCGGGCGCCGCCGCCUACUUCCCCGAGGAGCGCUGGAGCCCCGAGUCGCCGCUGCAGGCGCCGCGAGUCCUCAUCGCGCUGGUGGCGCGCAACGCGGCCCACGCGCUGCCCGCCACGCUGGGCGCGCUCGAGCGGCUGCGGCACCCGCGGGAGCGCACGGCGCUGUGGGUGGCGACAGACCACAACUCGGACAAUACAUCGGCUGUGCUGCGGGAAUGGCUGGUGGCUGUAAAGAGUUUGUACCAUUCUGUGGAGUGGCGGCCGGCAGAGGAGCCCAGGUCCUACCCGGAUGAAGAGGGCCCCAAGCACUGGUCCGACUCGCGCUAUGAGCACGUCAUGAAGUUACGCCAGGCAGCCUUGAAAUCUGCCCGGGACAUGUGGGCUGAUUACAUCCUGUUCGUGGAUGCAGACAACCUGAUCCUCAACCCUAACACACUAAGCCUCCUCAUCGCUGAGAACAAGACGGUGGUGGCCCCCAUGCUGGAUUCGAGGGCUGCAUACUCCAACUUCUGGUGUGGGAUGACUUCCCAGGGCUACUACAAGCGCACACCUGCCUACAUCCCCAUUCGGAAGCGGGACCGCCGGGGCUGCUUUGCAGUCCCCAUGGUGCACUCGACCUUCCUGAUUGACCUGCGGAAGGCAGCAUCCAGGAACUUGGCAUUCUACCCUCCUCACCCUGACUACACCUGGUCCUUUGAUGACAUCAUCGUUUUUGCCUUCUCCUGCAAGCAAGCAGAGGUCCAGAUGUACGUCUGCAACAAGGAGGUGUAUGGCUUCCUGCCGGUGCCACUGCGGGCGCACAGCACCCUCCAGGAUGAGGCUGAGAGCUUCAUGCAUGUGCAGCUGGAGGUCAUGGUGAAGCACCCACCAGCGGAGCCCUCCAAGUUCAUCUCAGUGCCCACCAAGACACCUGACAAGAUGGGCUUUGACGAGGUCUUCAUGAUCAACCUGAAGCGGCGGCAGGAUCGGCGGGAGCGCAUGCUGCGGGCGCUGCAGGAGCAGGAGAUCGAGUGCCGGCUGGUAGAGGCCGUAGAUGGCAAAGCCAUGAACACCAGCCAGGUGGAGGCGCUGGGCAUCCAGAUGCUCCCCGGCUACCGUGACCCCUACCACGGGCGGCCUCUCACCAAGGGCGAGCUGGGCUGCUUCCUCAGCCACUAUAACAUCUGGAAGGAGGUCGUGGACCGCGGGCUGCAGAAGUCACUGGUCUUCGAGGAUGACCUGCGCUUUGAGAUCUUUUUCAAGAGACGCCUGCUGAACCUCAUGCGGGACGUGGAGCGGGAGGGUCUGGACUGGGACCUCAUCUACGUGGGCCGGAAGCGGAUGCAGGUGGAGCACCCAGAGAAGGCUGUGCCCCGUGUGAGGAACCUGGUGGAGGCGGAUUACUCCUACUGGACGCUGGCCUACGUGAUCUCCCUGCAGGGCGCCCGCAAGCUGCUGGCCGCCCAGCCUCUCUCCAAAAUGCUGCCUGUUGACGAGUUCCUGCCGGUCAUGUUUGACAAGCACCCAGUGUCCGAGUACAAGGCCCACUUCUCGCCACGCAACCUGCGCGCCUUCUCGGUGGAGCCCCUGCUCAUCUACCCCACGCACUACACUGGGGACGACGGGUAUGUGAGCGACACGGAGACCUCCGUCGUGUGGAACAAUGAGCACGUCAAGACCGACUGGGACCGUGCCAAAUCCCAAAAGAUGCGGGAGCAGCAGGCGCUGAGCCGCGAGGCCAAGAACUCUGAUGUGCUGCAGUCCCCGCUGGACAGUGCUGCCCGCGACGAGCUCUGAGGGCCAGUGGCCGUGUCCCCGGGGCCUGCCACGCCCCCUGUGCCCCAUCCUGCAGACCCCCGGCAGGCUGCCCCGGGCUGUCCGCACAAGGCGGUGUCCAGCCAGCUCUUGCUCCGCAAUCACGUGCACGCAGGCAGCUUUCAUGGAGUGCCUACUGUAUGCCGGGAACAGGGCUUGGCACCAGGGGGAUCAGCGGGACCCAGACACCGUCAGUGGCUUCCGAACACUUGAAGUCCUUACCCUGUACCAGGCUCCUAUGUUUGGCACUGAGUGAUGCAUAAUUACUCCUUCCGUCAGGGAUUGAUUCAGCCAUCAAGCUUUUGUUGAUUCCCACCCUGCAAGAAUCAGCACUAGUGAAACAGUCGUUGUUUUAAUUCAUUGGUAUUUAUUGAAUGCCUACUGUAUGUCGGGCACCAACCAUUCUAGGCUCUGGGAAUAUUGAGAUAAACAAGACACUUCCCGUUCAUUCCUUCGAACACCUAUGAAGCACCCACUAUGUGCCUGGUACUUGUGACACAAAGAUAAGUUCUCACUGACUUAGAGCAUUUGUUGAGUGCCUGCUAUAUGCUAGGAACUGAGCUUGGUGCUGGGGGUGAAGAUAAGCAAGGUGCUUUCCACUCUUCAAUUGGUUUCUUCCCCAAACACCUAAAGAGCACCUACUGUGUGCCGGGCAUUAGUGAUACCAAGCAGUAUGGCAGUUGCUCGGCCAGCAUUGGAUCACCUACGUGUGUGCUGGGACACGUGUUAAGUGCUGGCCACCAAGAUGAGUCUUUUACUUCUCCAUGCAGCAGGCGUUAAUUGAGCGCCUACUGUGUACCAGACCUCAUGGACUCCCAGUGGGAUGAGAAUGGUUGGCUGAGUUUGAUCCCUGCCUGCCCCCACUCCCCCGCCCCCUGGUCACCCAAGCUGUGUGCAGACAAAAUCCCCCCACCACCCAGGAGGGAGGGUGGCUCUUCCCCCACCAGGGGCAGCUGGGCCCAGUGACCACGUGGCCACAGGCAAGCUCCCCUGGACCCUGCCCCCCUGGUGGGGGCCAGGGAUGAAGACAGGGGCUGGGUCUCCUGUGCUCACCCCUGCUCCCGUGUUGACCUGUCUCCCUGUGUGCUUGACCUCCCUGGCCUGCGUCUCAGGUGUGAGCUCUGCUUGCUCCGUGGGGUUCCUACCGCCAAGCCUUUGGUGGGACUCUUGGGGAGGGGCUUGCAUGGGCUCAGCUGCACCAGGGCACAGCCCAUGGCCUGGGCAGGACGUUCCCCUGCAGGGGCUGGAGGACUUGCUCUGCCUCCCGCCUGGAAUGAAUGUCAGAGCCAGUCAGUGGUGCUUUGCUCACUUAGGGAUAACUGCUCACUGGGUCAGGUCCUGGAUAACCUGCUUAUUUUUUUAUUAAAGGUUCCUGGUUGAUUUUCACAUAAA